AUGGGAAUGGGCGAGGGAAUGGGAAUGGGCACGAGAAUGGAAAUGGAAAUGGGUCGAGGAACGGGAAUGGGAAUCGCAAUGGGAAUGGGAAUGGGCUUGGCAAUGGAAAUUGGAAUAGGAAUGGGAAUGGGAAUAGGAAUGGGAAUGGGAAUACGAAUGGGAAUGGGCCAGGGCAUGGGAAUUGGAAUGCGAAUGCAAAUAGGAAUGGGAAUGGGAAUGGGAAUGGGUCGGGGAAUGGGAAUGGCAAUGCUAUUGGGAAUGGGAUUGGGAAUGGGGAUGGGAAUCAGAAUCGGAAUGGGCCAAGGAAUGGAAUGCGAAUGCAAAUGGGAAUGGGAUUGGGAAUGGGCCAGGAAUGGGAAUGGAAAUAGGAGUGGGCUGAGGAAUGGGAAUGGGAAUGGGAAUGCGAAGGCAAUGGGAAUGGCAAUGGCAAUUGGAAUGGAGAUGCGGAUGGGGAUGGGAAUCGGAAUGGGAAUUAAAAUGGGAAUGGGAGUGGUAAUGGGUCGGAGAAUGGGAAUUGGGGUUUGA
Cannabis sativa is the source of this 525-nucleotide messenger RNA. RefSeq lists its product as uncharacterized. The record is from RefSeq and is a predicted model, not a curated record. The transcript has 2 exons. NCBI's taxonomy places the organism in Eukaryota, Viridiplantae, Streptophyta, Magnoliopsida, Rosales, Cannabaceae. The coding region runs from base 1 to 525 and encodes 174 amino acids.